AGACUGCUGCGGGUGCUCUUCUGACUUUCUAAGUGGCCAUCAGCUUCUCGGAAUGGUUCUCGGCUACGUAAGAAUAAGUUUAAAGAAACUUCUCCAGUAAGCCUGUUCACAGACCUGUCUCCACCUCUGCCCCCAGUCUCCAGUGGGACACGUCUACACCCCUGCCUCUGCGUUUAGAGGCGUCCUUAUUCUCAGUACGGAAUGAACACUUUUCCAACAUGGCGCAUCCCAUUGAAAAACGCAACCUAGGCGCGGCCAUGUUCCCCGCCUAGCAACACUUCUGUAGGCAUCCAAAGCCCCAAAUCAUCAACUCCAUAACAGCUCCUAGUUGUCCGCUGAGAAGCCGCGAAGGUGACUUGCGCGUGCGCAGGACACUUUUGGCCCACCGAAGUGAAGCCCCUAAACACAAGGAGGGGCGGUGCUAGGGUGGUGACCGGAAGCGGCUCAGCGGCGGUUUGAUAGUUGUCAAGCUGAUUGAACUCGAUGCUGGAAGGAUGUGGAGGUGAUGGGCGACUAGGGAGGAUUUCUUGGAGUGUCUGCAGAAUCCCUGGGCUGCACCCCUUAGUGAAAGCUGCAGGAUCUUCUGUCUGACCCCAGCAGCUCCAGUUGAAUACACAGACCCCACCAGAUCUGGGAACCUGGGAAGAACAAGUCAGCAGGAAAGCACUAGAUUUGAGAUCAAGUGUGAAUAUGGCAGCCAGUAGGAACUCUGUCCAGCCAGAGGGAUGUGGCAACACCUGUGAGGUACUAGUGUCAUUUGAGGAUGUGACUGUGGACUUCAGUAGGGAGGAGUGGCAGCAACUGGACUCUACUCAAAGAUGCCUAUACCAUGAUGUAAUGCUGGAGAACUACAGCCACCUGCUCUCUGUGGGGUUUGAAGUUCCCAAACCAGAGGUCAUCUUCAAGUUAGAACAUGGAGAAGAACCUUGGACGUGGGAGAAGGAAACCCCACAUCAUAGUUGUUCAGGUUGGACAUUUGGGAUGAGGAACUCGGAAGCAAGAUUUUCUGGAAAAACUACAUUUCAUAGGGAAUUUGAGGGUGAUGAUACAAGGGACAAUUCAUUGUAUUCCAUUUUAGAAGAACUGAGCCCACAUGCCGAGCAGAUAAAAAAAUGUCAACAAAAACAGGACAACUCUCUGAGUCGCGCUGCUUUUGUUAAUAAGAAAUUAUUGAAUACAGAAUGGGAUUAUGACUCUACAGACAUUGAUAAAUGCACUUAUCCAAGCUCAAAUCUUAUUCCUUCACAGAAAAGACUCCAUAUAUAUGAAUCAUUUGGAAAGCAUUUUAAGCAUCAUUUAGAUUUACAUAUUCAUAAUAAAAACAAUGCAGUGAAAAACUUUGACAAAAGUGUUAGCCAUGGUCAAGGUUUUGCCCAGAGUUCUUCUUAUACUUCCCAUGAAAAUGUGUACAGGGAAGCAAACUCCUGCAAGAGUGAUCAGUGUGGAGAAGUCCUCAGCUUCAAACAUGAACUCAGUCAAAAUCUGAAAUUUCCUGUCAGAGAAAAAGCAAACACAUGUACUGAAUUUGGGAAGAUCUUGACUCAAAAGUCACACCUCUUUGCACCUCCAAGAAUUCAUCCUGUGGAAAAACCUCAUGAGAUUAACAAAUGUGUAAAUGUUUUAACACAGAAACCACUACUCAGUAUAUAUCUACGAGUUCAUAGAGAAGAAAAACUAUAUGUAUGUACUAAAUGUGGGAAGGCCUUCAUUCAGAAUUCAGAGUUAUUGACUCAUGAGAAAACUCAUACUAGAGAGAAACCAUAUAAAUGCAGUGAAUGUGGAAAAUCAUUUUUCCAGCUGUCAUCUCUACUUAGGCAUCAAACAACUCAUAAUGGAGAAAAACUCUAUGAAUGCAGUGAAUGUGGGAAAGCCUUCUCCUUGAACUCAGCUCUCAAUAUACAUCAGAAAAUCCAUACUGGAGAGAGACAUCACAAAUGUAAUGAGUGUGGGAAAGCCUUUACCCAAAAGUCAACACUCAGGAUGCAUCAGCGAAUUCACACAGGAGAGAGAUCCUAUAUAUGUACUGAAUGUGGGCAGGCCUUCAUCCAAAAGGCACAUCUGAUUGCCCAUCAAAGAAUUCAUACUGGAGAGAAGCCUUAUGAAUGCAGUGACUGUGGGAAAUCUUUUCCUUCUAAGUCCCAACUCCAGAUGCAUAAGCGAAUUCACACAGGGGAGAAACCCUAUAUAUGCACUGAAUGUGGGAAGGCCUUCACUAACAGGUCAAAUCUCAAUACUCACCAGAAGUCUCAUACUGGAGAGAAGUCUUAUAUCUGUGCUGAAUGUGGGAAGGCCUUCACCGACAGAUCAAAUUUCAAUAAACACCAGACCAUUCAUACUGGAGAGAAACCCUAUGUCUGUACAGAUUGUGGCAGGGCCUUCAUCCAGAAGUCAGAGUUAAUUACACAUCAGAGAAUUCAUACUACAGAGAAGCCUUACAAAUGUCCUGACUGUGAUAAAUCCUUCUCUAAGAAACCACAUCUCAAAGUACAUCAGCGAAUUCACACAGGAGAAAAGCCAUAUAUAUGUGCAGAGUGUGGGAAGGCCUUCACUGACAGGUCAAAUUUCAAUAAACACCAAACCAUUCAUACUGGAGAUAAACCCUAUAAAUGCAGUGACUGUGGGAAGGGCUUCACCCAGAAAUCAGUUCUUAGUAUGCAUCGUAAUAUUCAUACAUGAAAGAACCCUGUUUCUUAGAAAUGAGAGAAUUUUAUCACAAAAGUCAAGUCUAAGUGUGUAUUACACAAUCUAUCCAAGACAGAUACUAGAUGAAUACAGUAUAUGAGAAGAAGCAAUAAUCAGGCUGUAUUAUCUGAGAUGAGAACAUUUAUUUAGAAAAGACCCUCUUAAUAAUGCAUUGAAGGAGACAGAAUCUCCAUAUUUAUACAGUCUCAUAAAAUAUAGUAGAACUCAUACUUGAAAAAAAUGUCAUUUUGAUGCAUUGAAAUAGGCCUUUCUUUAUGAAGUGUAGUAAAGCAAGUUGUUACCAAAUUUUUUAUAGGAAGGAGGGUGCAAAAUUAUGUAAGUGACAGUCAUGUUUACUAUGUUAUAAUAAAUAUUUCAAAGUAAUAAAAUGAAAAGUUAGACAAGAAAAUAUAUCUGAUGCAUACCCCUACUGUGAGUUCUAUAGGGUGUCUGUGGCAGAACACAUUGCAUAGCAGGAGGAAUAAUUGAAUUGAAAGGUUUUCUUCAAAUCUAGAAUGCUUGGGCCCAUCAAAUAUGUCUAUUACAUGUUUCUAUUGCGUGAUUCUUCAAAUUAAGUCAGUUUUAUAUAUGCACACAUCUGCAAGUAUAAUUACACAUGAAUAUGUAAAUAUCCUUUCAUUCAUACUAAUGUCUAUGACAUAGUAUUUCUGUCUUCUUUCAUUGUACAAAGCAAAAUGGCCACAGGAUCCUUCCAUAAUUUUAUGCAUGCCCCUUUGCAAUGUUCCUUUGCUUUUAUGAAGAGUAGCAUCUCUUUCUCUACUCUUUGGCUUUAAACUUGACCAUAUCAUUUGUUUUGGCCAAUGGACAAUAGCAAAGAUAUUGAAGAAGAGGCUUGAGAAGUGUGAAAGCCUGCCUUGAGACUUACCUUUUCUUGCUGCUCUUUGGAAUCCUGAAACCUCUGUGUGAUGAAGCUCAGAAUGCCCUACUAGGGGGAAAAAACAGGAUACAGAAUAGAGGCAAGCCAGACCAUCCAAGGCCUCAGAAACCCCCAAGUAGCCUCCAACUAUCAGACAUGGGAGUGAGGCCUUCUUAGACCUCUAGCCCUAGCAAAGCCAGCUUAGCCCAGAAUAGUUAUUCUAGUUAUCCCAAUCACUGUGAAAAAUUACGACAAAUAAAAUGAUCACUGUUGUAAGCAGGAAGUUUUGGGGAUAGUUUGUCACAUACAAAUUCUAAAUAUAUUUAAAAGUAUGUAUGUGUGGAGUAUAUUAUACCCAAACAUGUGUGAUUGGCUUUGGGCCUGGGCAGCAGGUAAAGACUUGAAAAUCAGGAAAACUGUUGGCAAAGGCUGGAAAAGAUGGCAGCCCACAUCAUUUAGUAAGAAAAAAUUGCAAAACAGUUACCAUUCUCUGUAGGAAGAUAGAGAGUGAGUCAUAUGACCUUCUGGAUCUGAUUAAGAAGAUUUUCAGAAGAAUAUGGGAAGUGUCAGUUUGCUUCUUUUUAACUCUAUAUAACGGGACAAGAAAGACAGAAAUAACAAAGUAACUGUCCUACUGGCAAGUAGAAUCAGAAGAAAUACAGAAAAAGCCAGAGCUGAAUUGGGAAAUAGUUGUUUCACAUAGUUUGUUUCUCCAGCCAUCAAAAUAGUCUCAAAGUAGAAAAUGGCCUCGGUAAAUAUCAAAUCAUGGAUGUGUCUAUAAGACCCUGUAUUGCCGUGUGAAAGACAUUGUAUUGUAUUGGUGCUUGUGAGAGUCUCUCAGCUAAACUAAUGGGCAUCUAAAAAUCUUUGUGACAUUAUCUUACUAUAGCUUGACCUACUGCUCUGAGAAAAGCAUAUCUUAAGAAUUGGUGUGGCAUUUGGGUUAUGAUGUUGAUCCAAUCAGAUCCAUAGGAAACCAAUAAAGCUUGUGGUAGAGUUUUAUGAGUGAAACUACCUCUAGAUUGAACUGAAAGGGUCUGAACCAAUUAAAAAUGAAAAACGGGCUCUCGACUUCCCUUCUAAGUUCUACAAAAGGAUAUAAGCCGAGAAAGUUACUCAUCUGCAAACAUGGACUGUUUUUCAUGAGAAACGAAAGAUUUUUCAGAGGGAAGACCCAAGGACGAUGUAUUAAAAUGGACUGUGGAGCCAUCGCCAGGGACACCUGUGCCGUGAUCAAGAAGCCCUAUCUGCCUUUGGAGCAAGGGGUCCUACUAGCAUCUGCUCUAUGGGAUUUCAAAACUGCUAUGAAAAGGUGACUGAUAACGUGCCUCUUGCUCCUCCUCUUUUUUAAUGGGAGUAUUUCAGUUAUUCUGUCACUAUACAACCAUUUAUAUAUGGGAGGUGAUGUCAUAUAGCUCACAGGUGUCUGGACCAAGAAACUGAAAAACUCUGGCCAAAGAGCCUCAGUCCCAGUUCAACCUAGGACAAAAGACCAAAACCCUAGAUGGGAGCCUGAUACCAUAAUCUUAGAUAUUUGAAGGUCCUGGAAUAGAAGUAAACAUACUUUGCAUGGGAUGGUAUUGUGAAUAAUCUGUAACCAAAAGAGGUACUGUGUUAGAAAAAUGCUACAAAAUUUUCUGUGUAUGUAGCUUUUAGCCUUUAUCUUUGUAUUUCUGUUGGUUAUCUUCAAGUGCACUGAUCUCUACUCCUACCCUGGCUCUUUCAGAACUACUGACCCAUUGACAUCAUUUUCAUCUCAGCUGUUUUAUCUUUUACUUUAGUAUUUCCAUUUGAUUUUUACAGUUUGUAUUUUUCUGCCAAAUUUCCCAUCUGUUUAUGUAUGUUGUUCCUGUUUUCUAUUAUUUCCUUUGACUUAAUUUGGACUGUGCUAAGAAAACACCAUAGAGUGGAUGGCUUACAAACAAUAGAAAUGUAUUUCUCAUAGUUCUGGAGGCUGGAAGUCUGAAAUCAUGGUGUCAGUAUAAUUUUGGUUCUGCCAAGGAUCCACUUCUGGCUUGCAAAGUACCAGUUUCUCAAUGUAUCCUCCUUUGGCAGAAAGAGGUAGAGAGCCUUCCGAGGUCCCUUUUAUAAGGGCAUUAGUCGCAUUGAUAAGGGUUUUAUCCUCACAACAUAACUACUUCCCAAAGACCUACCUCCUGAUGCCAUCCCAAUGGGGACUACAUUUCAGCCUACAAAAUUUGAGAGGACACAAACAUCUAGUCUAUAGUAACUUUUACAUAUUAAUCAUAGUUAUCUUAAGUUCCACGUAUGAUAGUUCCAGUAAUUGGCCCAUAGUCUGGGUCUUUUGAUUGCUUUAUCUCUUGAUAGUGGAUUGCUUUCUAUUGCUGUUUUACAUAUAAUAAUUUGUGACUGAAUGCUGGACAUUGUAUAUAGGCUAGUAUAAAUUGAGGUAAAUAAUAUUUAUUCCUGGAAAUAGGCAUGAUUACUCUUAUAAUAGGCCAUUGACAUGGUGGGAUUGAGUCCAUCUGGUCAGCAGUUGGGCUGGUUUUCUGUUUUGUUAGUAUUGUGACCUUCAGUGUAUCAUAGACUUCUAACUCCUCUAAUGUUACCCUGUGUAUAUAACAGACACUAGUUUCUCAGAGAAUUUUCUCAAUGAUCCUAGACCACACUUGCCUUAAGGCUUUUCCUGUGUGUCUGCAUUUCAGGGAGGGUCUCUUUCCAUACUCUUGUCUCAUCCUUAGCAGUAAUUGGCUGUUCUUACUUGGUUCUUGCUGACCUGGUGUGGAAGGAGGAGCAAGAGUUGCUCUAUAUCCCUGGGUCUUCAAGAGUAGGUUUUUUCCAUUGAUCCUGCCCCUUGUGGUCUGAGCCGAGGAUAGUUUCCUCCCAUUCCAUCAUGGGUAGAUUUAUUUUUGUUUUCCGUUCCUCCCAUCACAGUGAAACUUCACCUGUGAUCUAAGGGCAACAGUUUGAUGUACUGUCCCCUGUGCUUAAGGAUUUUGUUCCAUAGGAAAGUAGGGUCCCAUUGGGGCUUUGGGUCAUUUCUAUAUCGACAGCUUUCCCCUUGUAGGUCUAUACCAUUGGAGAGAGGCUUUCUCCUGUUUCUCAUCCUCCUCCCAGUGUUUGUAAGCACCCAGCAGAGGUUUGUGGGGGGGAAAAGCCUGCAAGUAUGUAGACCUUUAGGUCUAAAGUCCUUAGGGAGUCUGUAUCCACACUCCCUCCCACAUUCAACCUUUAAGUCAUAAAAAUUCUUGAGUUUUACUGUUCAUAUGGUGGCCCCCAUCAUCCUGCUCUGCCACAGGCAAUCCUGUGAUAAUUGCCUGCCUCCUGCAAAGCACUUAUCUUUUCUUAUAUUUUGAGCUAGUUGGUUCCUCUGUGACAUUAGCUUUCUGGUGGGUUCACGAAAACUUCUGAGUUUGUAGACUCAGCUUUUUUUCUUAUUAUAAGGAUAGAAUGAUGCUGUUUCCAGAUAUCUACAUCCUAGGCAGAAGCUAGAAGCAUAGAGUCUCCUUUGACCACCGUGAUUGAAUUAAGUUUCUUUUUAAUAUGACUUUGCCAUUUCACCCAUCAAAAUAUAGUCUGUUUCUGAAACCCUUGAAACUGGGCUUGGUUGUCUCUUUGGCCAAUAGGACAUUAGCAGAUAUGAAACAAGCAGAGGCUUGAGAAGUACAUGUACAUUGAGUUUUCCCCAAUCUUGCUGCUUUUUGGAACCCUGGGCCCAUGUGUAAAGAGGCCUGGAUUGGACUGUUGGAAGAUGAGAGACCUCAUGGAACAGUGAUGGAGCAGACACAAACUGUCCGAGAUGAGGCACUGUAGACCAGCUGGAUUGUUAACUGCCCGACAGCCUAGCUAUCCAAUCCUGGAUAAGGCAGGUGGGCAGCUGUCUCAAUUCAGAAUCCUCUGAAUUUACCAUGAGUGACUGCUCCCUCCUAGUAUUCCUGCUCUUCCCCUUGAAUUUGGACUGGAUCUAGAACUUUGGUUCUAGUGAACAGAAAUGAGACACAACUAAGAUCAGGUUACAAAAAGACUGGCUUGUAUUUUCAAUGUUGAUUUCUCAGAGAAUUCUGAGGAGAACCCUAGGGGAAGUAGCCUGUCAUCUCAGCCCUGUGGAAGGACACUUUGGAGUGAACAUAUGUCCUCUCCUAGUCCAGUCUUCAGAUAAAACCAUAGCUAGGUAGCUUGACUAUAACGUUAGACCUUCAGCCAGGGUCACCCUUCUGAGCCAUACCUGAAUUCUGGACCCACAGAAAAUGUGAGAUGAUAAAUGUUUGUUUUAAGCUGCUAAGUUUUAGAGUAAUUCCACAAUAAGAGAUUUAUAAUAUGCUGGCCCAAAUUAGGAAAGCUCUGCUGUACAAUCUACUCAUCCCAGAAAACAGAAUCAUGGAUUAAAAUGUUUAUUGUUUCAAGUCUAAGUUUUGGUAGACUUACUACCCAGGAAAAACUGAUAAAUGCAUUAUUUACUGAAUUUCCUCCAUUAUUCUCCAACAGAUAAUCAGCACUAUUCAACUUCUAUGGGCACUUUUAUGUUUUAAUCUGUGCUUAUAAAUAAAUAUAUAUGUAUAUAUGUCAUGCUUGUAAUCAGAAGUUUUAUUCAGAUUGUUUGAUUUUCAAAAAUAGCAUCAUCACAUACAACCAUCUCUAUAUCUUGCUUUAUUAUUCAGCAAUAACUUAAUGGUUGCAUAUAUGUAGUAACUUCAGUCAUUUACAUAUUAAAAUUUAUUCAUCAACAUUUUCACCUUUUUUGGUCACUGGGAACAAUGCAGUUAAAACUGUUAGGAGAUAAGCUGUGCAAGAGGAUGCAUACUUAUAGUCCUAGCUACUUGAGAGGCUGAGAUGGAAAGAACACUUGAGCCCAUGAGUACAAAGCAGCAUAGCGAGACCUUAUCUCAAAAAUGUUAAGAGGUAGUGUGCAUAACGGUUAGGCAGGUAGACCCAUUAACUGGAGGUAGACCCAUUAACUGGCCUACUAGAUAGAGUUCUGUCCUGGCUCUACCAGUUACUAUGGAUGUAACAUUAGGCAGGUUAGUUACAUCUCUGUCCUGACAUUUGUAGCUAUAAAAGAUGCUCACACUAGUACCUAUCUCAGAUUUGACUGAGAUGUGUGUUUAUUUCUCAGGAGUGCUUUAUAAAGUACCACUCAUUAGGUGAUUUAAAGCUACAUAAAUUUAUUUUUUAAUUUUUUUUAUUUUUUGAGGCAGGGUCUCACUAUGCAGUUCAGGCUAGCCUUGAACUACAGUGAUUUUCCUGUGUCAUCCUCCUGAGUGCUGGGAUUAUAGGUGUGUGCCACCACGUCCAGCAAAGAUACAGAAACUUAUUGUCUCAUAGUUCUGGAGGUUACAAUUUCAAAAUCAAAGUGUUAUUCAGGACUCCCUCUCAAGAUGCUGGUGGAGGAAAUAUUUCAUGCCCUUCUUUGGGUUUUGGUAGACUGGGGUGUUACUUGGCUAGGAGAUGCAACACUCCAGUGACAUGGGCAUUUUUUCUGAGUUUUCACAUUGUGUUCCUCUGUGUGUCUGUCUGAUGUUUAAAUUUCCCCUUUUGUAAGGUUAUAUCACAUUCACAGCCGCCUAAUGACUUCAUUUUAACUUGCUAACUUCUGCAAAGAUUCUAAAUAAGGUUACAUUUGGAGGUCUUGAGGUUAAAAUGUCCACACACCUUUUUAAGAGGAUACGAUUCAACCCCUAUCAAGAAGUUCAUGCACUUAUGUGUGAAGCUCAUAGUUCUUCAUGAAAAUAAGAUACAUACGACUUACUGAAGCUCUUUAGGUCCCGCUGUGAUUCUCUGUUUGAGAUGAGGUGAGAUUUGAGAGCUUAUCUGUGGCAUAUAAGUCUUAUCAGACUGACACCGCAAGAAUUAACAGAAAAAGCAAGUCCAGGACUUGGAGUUUGUGCUACCAGCAUUUGAAGACAGUGUCAAGGAUUCAUUUAGAGAGGACAUGAAAAGGAGCAGCUAGAAAAGUAAAAGCAAGAAGAGGGCUCACUGAUGUAUAUUUCCAAGGGAUGUUUCAGUGGAAAACCUGUUUCAAACUGAAGUUCCAUUCAUAUGCAAAUGGAAACAUUCUUGAAUUUGUGACCAGGAGGUUAUUGUUGACUUUGAUACAUGUUAUUUUGGAAAUGGAUUUAAAAACAACUGAGCAUAUCUAAAGAAAUUUCUGAAUUCAAAUGAUGUUAUUUAACCAUAAAGUAAAUUUUCUGUCAGAAAAAUAUUAGGUCAUGAGGCUGGAUUGCUUUGUUGUUAACUGGUUUAAACUGAAAAAUGAGAGUUGGUCAAGGGUAGAAAUUAUGCCUGUCAUGGUGGCACAUGCCUGUAAUCCCAGCACUCAGAAGGCUGAGGCAGGAGGAUAACCGUGAAUUUGAGGCCAGCCUGGUCUACAUCUUAAGUUCAAGGCCAGUUUGAACUAUGUAGAAAAACCAUGUCUCAAAAAGAAGGGGGAGAAAUUAUAUGAGAUUUGGGAGGUCAAAGGGAAGGAACAAACUUCCUUCUUAAGUUCUUUGAGACUAGAGACAGUGAAGGACAGAGACAGAGUUACUGAGCAGAUACCAUUUUUUCUGCACUUUCUACUCUCUAUACGCAGACUGUCUGUCCACUCCCAGCCUUGCUGACAAGCACUGGCCCCAGGCUGACAGAGGGAAUGGCUUUUCAUAGACUUGGUUAGCUCCCCUUCAGAGUUCCACUUUAGCAGCUGGAUUUUCCUGGUUUAGAUUUUCUUGAAAGGUCUGAUUAAUCUACCAAUACCAAUGACUUCUCUAAUCUUUCAGCUCUUCCUUUUAUACCUUUAUGUCCCCAUAUCUUACUAUAAAUUAUGCAUGGUUUUAUUAAUAUUUAAAAUCCCUUAUUUUAUAAUAUGCAGUGAUUAUGCUUUCCUGAUUUAUACUGAGAUCUUGAUAAAUAUCCUAAUGGUAAUGUUGAGUGAUGCCACUGAGAAAUCUUAAACUUGUUCUCUUUUAUUCUUGUAUAUAAUGUGCCUUUCUGCCAUAUGAUUCAGUUUUAUUCUUGAAAUUUAAGGAUCUAAUAGAAGCAUAUGACUUGGUCCUGAUCUUUGUGCAUUAUUUUAUCUUAGGUAUAGUGAGUCAUUCGAAUCAUUCAUUUCAGGGAAGUUUUAUUUUAACUGUUUUCAGAUCCAUUCCUUCUUCUUCAGGGACAUCACUUAUGUAAGAUAUUUUUGUCUUCUACGUUCAUUUCGUAUCAUUUUUGUUUUGUGUUAUGCCUAUUAAGCCAAUUUAAGCUUCCUAUUAACUCAAUUUCCUUGAAACUGUCAUGUUUAUUCAUUAACAACUCAUUUUCUCAGAUUUUUUUAUAUUCCAGAAUAGUAAAGAUAGAGAAUGUCUCCCUCUCUGGAGACAUUCCCAAAGGAGAUUUGGUUGCACUCUAGGGUAAUAAAAUAUCUGAAAAGGAGAAUGGGCAAUAAAACAGUUUUCCUCCACAUUUUAAUGACUAUAUUUUCUUUUUCACUGGUAUAUGUUUAUAGUACAUAAUGAUUACUUUCAUUGUGGGAAGUUGGUACAUUAUGUAACAUUUCUUAAUUCAUUUUAACCCCCUCCCUCUUGCUCCCUUCCUCUCCCUGUAUCCCUUGGACCCUUUCAUAUAUGUAAUUUUUACAUAAGUAAUUCUUUUUAUGUUUGUACUACAUAAUGAUCACAUUUCUCGUAUGUACUUGGUGCAUGAUAAUUAGUACAUUUUCAAUCAUAGGCAGAGGGAUCACUGGAAAUUUGAGGCCAGCCUGGACUACACAGUUCAAGAGCAGCCUGAACUACAUACGAGACCCUGUCUCCUAACGUGUUGAAAGAACCAUAGAGUACACAUAUGUUUCAUUUUUGCCUUGAUUUAACACUGUAUUUUUAAAGUUUUCCCCGAAAUAGUGACAGUAAGUUACAGACACUAUAUCAUGAUAUCCUAAAAUAAUUGAGCAUCUUGUUUCCCCACAUAAUUGGAAUGUCAUUAUCAAUCUAACUCAUAUGCAGACCACUUUCAAAUUUCUCCCAUUGUCCUCAAAACAUAUUUUACAAGUUUAUUGUAUAAUUCACAUGUGAUAAGCGGAACUUGUUUGUAAGUGUAUCAUUUGAUGAGUUUUGACCUGAGUAUACAGCUUUCAAACCACAGAACAGUGAACAUAUCCAUCACCCCUGGAAAGUUCCCUUAUGCCUCCUCGUCAUCCAGUCCUCCUUCCCUACACUUUCCAUGAUUCACAGUCAACCACUAAUGUGUUUUCUGCUGUUGUAGAUUGGUUUGCAUUUUCAAAAACUUUAUAUAAAUGGAAUGACCCCAGGGGCACCUGUUUGGCUUUUUUCAUUAGGUAUAAUUAUUUUGAAAUCCAUUUGUGUUAUUACAUGUAUUUUCAUUUCUUUUUGUUGCUAAAUGGUAUUUCAUUGUAUGGAUACACCAAAAUUUAUCAUUUCGUGUAUUAAUGGACAUUUGUGUUUCUAAUUUUUGACUAUUACAAAUAAAACUGAUAAAAACAUUGGUAUACAA
Cavia porcellus (domestic guinea pig) is the source of this 11983-nucleotide messenger RNA. It is a transcript of the gene Znf81, whose product is annotated as zinc finger protein 81. The record is from RefSeq and is a predicted model, not a curated record. The transcript is spliced from 5 exons. The coding region runs from base 691 to 2676 and encodes 661 amino acids. Gene Ontology annotation, biological process: regulation of DNA-templated transcription. Lineage: Eukaryota; Metazoa; Chordata; Mammalia; Rodentia; Caviidae.